Panicum hallii is the source of this 1654-nucleotide messenger RNA. RefSeq lists its product as uncharacterized. Gene Ontology annotation, molecular function: peptidase activity. Gene Ontology annotation, biological process: protein modification by small protein removal. The record is from RefSeq and is a predicted model, not a curated record. The transcript has 5 exons. The coding region runs from base 434 to 1489 and encodes 351 amino acids. NCBI's taxonomy places the organism in Eukaryota, Viridiplantae, Streptophyta, Magnoliopsida, Poales, Poaceae.
GGGAGUACUUGUUUUAUCGAGCAACACAAAGAGCGGGACGGGUUUACGGUGCCGCCGUCUGCGUAUGGGCGCGACCACCCCGCCGAGAAGCCGGAAGCGCUUGGUUUCUACACAAUCCGAACAACCAACCAACUAGAAUUAUUCCUCUUCUCCUGUCUCCUCUGCACUCCACGCAACAGAUACUCCGGCGCGAGGAAGCAACCGUCGUCGACGGAGGCGAUUCGUUCCCCUUUCGUACACCCCUCCCCGGUAUCUGCAUCUCCUCCUCCGAUAAAGAAUCCCCCGGUGCUACAAUUCCACACGACUGGUCCGUCGAUCGAUUCCUUGUCGGAUCAAAUUCUCCUUGCGUUCAUUUUACCUCUAGUCUGGGGGCUCUCGGUUACCAGUUACUUGUUUGGCUUUUGUUCGGUCUCCUGGGGCUUUGUAGCCGCCCAUGGCCAAGCGACGGAGUAGAUUCGCUUUUCCUAGGUUCGGCUGCUUUGGGGGCCAAGCUCGGGCGGAGAAGAUGGCAGAGAAUGGGUACCCGGUGAAGCUGCACAUCUAUGAUCUCAGCCAGGGGAUGGCUCGGCAGCUUUCAGCGACGAUCCUCGGCAAGGCCAUUGAGGCGAUCUGGCACACCGGCGUGGUCGUCUACGGGCGCGAGUACUACUUCGGCGGCGGCAUCCAGCGGGGCCAGCCCGGCCGGACGCCGUACGGCACGCCCAUCCUGGUGGAGGACCUCGGCGUGACCCACGUCCCCCGGGAGGUGUUCGAGGACUUCCUCCGGGAGAUCGGACCCCGCUACACGCCGGCCACCUACAACCUCCUCAGCCACAACUGCAACAACUUCAGCGACGAGGCCGCUCAGUUCCUCGCCGGCGCCAAACUCCCAAGCUACAUCCUCGAGCUGCCGAACGAAGUGAUGAACAGCCCCAUCGGCGCGCUGAUAAUGCCGAUGAUCCAGGGGCUGGAGACGAGCUUGCGAGCCGGGGCCGUGCCGCAGCCGCCGCAAAUCAGGCCGGCUCCCGCCCCGGUUGCCGCCGCCGCCACCGCGACGCGGCCGUCCGCGAAUGACGUCGAGGCAAGGUCGCCCGCUGCUGACAAACCGGAGGCUCCGUCCGCGAACGACGUCGAGGCGAGAUCGCCUGCUGCUGACGAACCGGAGGCUCCGUCCGCGAACGACGUCGAGGCGAGACCGACUGCCGCUGACAAACCGGAGGCUGGCAAGACGGCGGGCAACGGCGACGACGACGGCGGCACGGUGGUUCCACCCGCGGUGCAGCCCGCGGCAGCACCGGCAGCCGCCGCCCACGUGGGCGCGGCGCCUGCAGUGGUGGCGGCAAAGACGGCGGCGCCUCCGGACCCCCUGGCGGAGGCGAAGAGCCGGGUGCAGGAGGAGAUAAAGCGGGAGUUCGCGGCCAUCAUGGCGGUCGGCACGGCGCGGGCGGGCGAGGCGGCCGCCCUGGCCACGCGCCGCGUCAUGGAGCGGCACGGCCUGCAGCGAGGAUAGGCGAUAGGUGUCGCGGCCUUGGCCGUAUAAUUGCCCGUUAAAUCACGCUUGUUAAAUUUAAGAUCGCGGAUUGUCAGUCAGGCGCGUUUGCCUCGGAUGUCUGAGGGUUGUCUGCUAAUCUGCUGCUGAAACAGCUGAUGAUAGCCAAAGAUGGUUUGGUGAUCA